AUGUCGUAUCCACUGAAUGGUGAGGUUUAUCUUGGGCGUCAACCCGAAAAAUCAGCUGCAACUCAAGCUACGAAUCGUAUUAGUAAUCUGGUGAAACGACUGGUGCAUCCAUGGAUCAACACUGGCAGAACAGUCACCACAGAUAACUAUUUUACCAGUGUAGAAUUGGCUGAAGAUCUAUUGGGAAUGAAUACUACUCUUGUUGGAACAAUGCGACGAAACAAGAAAGGAAUUCCACGUGAGCUUCAGCCUGAUCGUCAACGUCCUGAAGAAUUAUCAAUAUUUUGUUUUGAUCGACAACUAACAUUGGUUAGCUAUGCACCAAAAAAACGACAUGCUAUGAUUCUACUGUCUUCGAUGCACCAUGACAAGGUUGUCGACAAUGAUCAAAAAAAUAAACCCGACAUUAUUUUAUAUUACAAUGACACAAAAGGUGGCGUCGAUCGGAUGGACCAAAUGGUACAAACUUAUUCAUGUAAGCGAAAAACGAAAAGAUGGCCCAUGACUUUCUUCUUCAAUGUACUCGAUGUUGGAGGUAUUGCUGCUUUUGUGGUGUGGAUUACCAAGAAUCCUCAAUGGAAUGAAAGAAAACGACAUCGUCGACGUUUAUUUUUAAUCUAA
This is a messenger RNA of Rotaria sp. Silwood2, 621 nucleotides long. NCBI's taxonomy places the organism in Eukaryota, Metazoa, Rotifera, Eurotatoria, Philodinida, Philodinidae. The record is from the annotation of a GenBank genome assembly.